AGAAGCGUAUCCAUUAAAUUACAAAAACUACUGCUUGAGUUCUUCCACCAUUUAUUAUUCACUCUUCUUCUCUAACAACUACACAUACAAACAAACAAAUUAUUCUUCCAUCUUUUCUUCAUCAUCUUCAUCAAUGGCGCCUCCUUCUUUUUCAUCUAUCAGCCCUUCUCAUCCUUCUCGUUCCCACCUCUUCACUCCUAUUCAGGAAGGGAAUGAAAGUGAAGAAACUGAUGAACGACACCGUUUCGGAUCAGCAACAACACCAAGCACGGUUGCAACUUCAUCUACUUGUACUGAUACCAUAAUCCAUCACUAUCCUACUCCACUUCACGAACCGGGUAAAAAACCGGCUAAUAAAUCCCGUAAACUGCCACAAAAUAACUCCGACCGAACCGUUUCUUGCAACAAUUGUCGUCCCACAACUCGUGAAAGAACCUCUGUUAUGGUUGUCCCGGUUGAUAACCACGUCAGCAAGAAUAACCACCAUUCUAUUUCCUCCACGUCACUCAGCCCUAACGGUAUUUUUAAAUCUCUCAUUGCCGGAAUUUCUCGCCGGAGUCCUAAAUCUUCUCCUUCUCCGGCGCCGGCAUCUUCUUCUGCGAAGGAUAGAGAGGAGCACUGUAGGAUUGCUGUUGCGGAACUUUCUCAUAAACUUGUUCAAGCGACUAGAAUAAGAGAUGAAGCUAUUCUAGAAGCUUCUAAACUUAAAUAUUCCAUGGCUGAACUUGAGAAGAAGCUUAACCGUCUUGAAGUCUAUUGUCAUAAUCUCAAAUCUGGGCUAGAAAUUUGUAACCAGGCCCAAUCUCAAAGCCCAGUUAAUACAAAAUUCUCUAACCCAGGUUCUUCAUGGAGUAUCUCAAAUCAUCAUACCCACAACAAUCAUGACGUGAUCAUCAAGAAUUUUUUGGUUUCCGUGUCUGAAGCUCGAUCUUCAAUCAGAUUCUUGAGUAAAUCUCUUGCUUCUCAGUUGAAAUUAAUGGGUGUAAAAGUAUUUGAGAGACUAUCAACUGUUUUAAAAUCAUAUGAUUUUAAACUUUCAUCAUCAUCUUGUAAUAAUAAUAAUCAGUACAAGAGUCUACAAAUUUAUCUAGAAGCGUUGUUGAGUAGUGCUUUCUACGAAGAUUUUGAAUGCUCUGGGUUCAUGAAGAAUUCAAUGGAUAGGAUCCUAAACCCGAUUGAUAGAUGCGAAGCGAAUUAUUCAGCAUACAAUGCAUUGAAAGAUUUGGCAUGGGAGGAAGUUUUGAAUAAAGGAACGAAGCAUUUCAGUGAAGAAUUCAGCAGAUUUUGCGAUAGAAAAAUGAGUGAAAUUGUAGGAAUUUUGGGAUGGAACAGAGCAUGGCCAGAGCAACUGUUACAAGCGUUUUUUGGGGCUUCAAAGAGUAUAUGGUUAGUUCAUCUUCUGUCGAAUUCAGUUCAUCCGAAAAUGACGAUAUUCCGGGUCGAAAAGGGGGCUCGAUUCGACCCGGUUUACAUGGAUGAUAUGGGUGGAGAUAAGGCUAAGAAAUUGAUCCCUACAAUGGUGAGGAUAAUGGUGGCACCAGGGUUCUAUGUUAAUGAUAGUGUCGUCAAGUGCAAGGUGAUUAGCAGGUAUUUUAAUACUAAUUACAAUGAUUUAAGUGUUAAUGGUGUGUGAUUAUUAUAAAUGUCUUAGAGUGCUAAAUAAAACUAAUAAUAUUAAUUUAAGCAUAAUUUGUUGAUAACUUUUCAACUUCAUAUCUUUAUAUCAACACUAUUUGUUUAUUAUGCUUCUAUAGAUUUACAUUUAACAUUAGAAAUAUUGUAUUAUUAUUUUUAGUUUGUGUUAAUUUUUAAUCUAUAAGUCAAAAAAUAUAGU
Molecule: messenger RNA, 1834 nt
Organism: Amaranthus tricolor (Joseph's coat)
Lineage: Eukaryota; Viridiplantae; Streptophyta; Magnoliopsida; Caryophyllales; Amaranthaceae
Product: IRK-interacting protein-like
Exons: 2
Coding region: 134-1633 (499 amino acids)
Source: RefSeq, a predicted model, not a curated record